Molecule: messenger RNA, 7446 nt
Organism: Plasmopara halstedii
Lineage: Eukaryota; Oomycota; Peronosporomycetes; Peronosporales; Peronosporaceae
Exons: 4
Coding region: 1-7446 (2481 amino acids)
Molecular function (GO): microtubule binding; calcium ion binding
Source: RefSeq, a predicted model, not a curated record
AUGGGAGCUGCCAAUGGGACACAAUUCCGUCUUGUAAAUGCCACAGUUGAGCUGCAACGUGAAACGAGAGACUUUGCGCGAUGGACGCUGGCGGAUGUCGAGCAGCUGCAUCGGCGCUUCAACAAAACAUUCGGCUUUUCAAUAACCGCAAGUCAAUUUGAAAAUUUGUUGUUGUGUCAAAUGCCUGAAAGUGUCGGAGUUGAAGAAAUUUUCGAAGCUCUGGACGUCAAUCACGACGGCCGGGUGGACGGGUUGGAGUUGUUGGCAGCCCUUGCGUGUGUUUGCCGGGCGGAGUUUGAAGACAAAGCAAGAUUCACCUUUGAUCUCUUCGAUUUCAACCACAAUGGGUCGUUAUCAUUGGUGGAGUUGGCCUUUUUGAUGAAAUCUGUCUCUAUUGGCAUGGCACUUUUGACUGGGGUGACCACCAAUUCUGAGGACGUCAUGAAGCUUUGUCUUGAACUUGCAAAAAAUGCAUUUUCCCAGGUAGAUGACGAAGCAUCCAUGCUCGGUUUUGACGAUUUUAUCGCCUGGGCUCGUCAAAAUCGAGAGUUCAUGCUUCAGGUUGAACACUUUCGAAUUAUUGCUGCCAAAUCCAUGGAGUUUGAAGAUGCACUGUCAUUACCCGAAGGCAGUGAUUAUGAUUCAGAUCUCGAAGUGGAAGAGUUUGAGAUCUCAGCUCAGCGUCAAAAUGCUGCUGAGCCAAAACCGGUCAAAUGUUCUGCACCUUGGACGGAAGAGCCUUUGUCGCCACCUUCACCAACAGAUACUGCAUACGUAAGUGAGACGAUUGGCAUGCCACCAUCUGCAAAUUUACGUCUAGAGUGGGUCUAUGGAACCGGCGGACCAUCUGUCCGCAACGCCUGUCGCUUCGUAGCAACAGGAGAAGCAGUUUAUUUUGUAGGAAGUUAUGCUGUCUUAUAUUUAUGUGAGCGUCAUGAGCAGCGCUAUUAUCGCGGCCAUCGAUGUGCCAUAGGUUGUCUGGCUGUGAAUGCUAGUGGGGAGCUAGUCGCAACAGGUGACGCCUCUUGCAACAAUGUUGGAGCUGAAGUGCAUGUCUGGAGCGCAAAAUCCCUUCAAUGUCUCGCAGCAUUACGCAACUUCCAUCCUACUGGAAUCGCACACGUCUUUUUUCCUGCGGCAGCAUCGGCGACAACUGCCACACUUCCACAGAGUCAAAGCUUGAUGAGGGGUGAACGAAGCAGUGUACUUGGAAAGUCUGCCGUAGUAUUAAGCUGUCAUAUACGCAAGAAGAAAUCACACGAGACAGAUGUCUUACUUGCAUCAAUCGGUAGUGACACAAGCGCAUCAAUGGCGCUUUGGAAUUGGCAAGAAGGAGCUGUUGUGGCCUCAGGUCGAGCACAACGAAACAUACAUAGCAAAAUGGGUCGUUCUGGCAGCAGUCGACCGCUGGCUUGUGCGCUGAAUGAAGACGGCGAUGAAAUUGUCGUUGUGGGUGCCCAUUUCAUCAAUUUUUAUCAUGUUCAUGGCCAGUUUUUCAAGCAAAAAAAGCCUCACUGGCACGGAAUUAUGGAACCAGGCAUGCAGACCGUGCCUGUGUGUUUAAGUGUAGUUUACUAUGGUCUUCAAUCGGUCGUUGUAGGAACUGGACGAGGCGAGCUACUACUUUUUGACCGCCACACGCUGACGCGAAGUAUACAGGCACAUGAACCUUUGACCAGCGUCAACGUGUGCUUUUUGUCCUGUCACUCAAUGGUACUCUUCACAGCUGGCAAAGAUGGCCAGAUCAAACAAUGGGACUCUACACUUCAUUCCAUUGGACACGCUCUCAAUCUACACACUUCCCUGCCUAUCUCGUCAUCUUUUAAGUCUUCGAUUAUCCAGCCUGGUAACGCUCUCGAAAGUGAUGAUUUGCGUAUCUGCUCACUAGAUUAUGAUGCACAGCGUCGACGUUUUCUAGUCGCGACUCGGAUGGGAAAUAUUUUCGAGCUAGACGACAAAGUGGAUGCUUCUGCAACGCCGCCAAUUGUUGUGGCGACAGGACAUAAGGGUCCAACGCGCAGUAUUGCAGCUGCAAUUACCGUUGGUGGCAUUUUUGCAUCGUGUGGGAUGAAUGAACGGUCGGUGAAAAUCUGGAGCCUCCGUCGUCGCACACUUUUACAGCAUCUCUGUUUUCCUGGGGCCUCAGAGAUCCCUAGUGCACUAGCAUUCAGUAGCGAUGGAGAGUGUCUUGCUAUUGGAAGCGAGGAUGGUAUGGUGCUUCUUGCACGACGAACGAAUGGAAUAUCUCGGAUACACAUGACCACCGAGGCACUCAUGAAAAACACGAAUGCGGCAAUUAGGACGAUGCGAUUUGGGCCUUUAGAGACAGAUCCAUUACUUGCAGUGGCGCGUGCCAACGGUCUGAUUUAUCUUUACAGAUUCGAGUCCGAGGGUCCAAAGUUUUCUCGCUAUAUGCUGCUACAUUUUCAAACACAAGACAUUACAGCCGGAUCGGAGGAUACAUACGCUCACGCCCUUGACUUCAGCGUCGACGGGGGUUUUCUUCGAGCCCAAUAUGGCAGCUCGAUGCUAUGUAUCUGGGAUCUUCGCAAACGUGCCGGAACACGUGUCACCUCGAGGAGUAUCCUUCAAAUGAUACGAUGGCAAACGCACAGUGUUUCGAUCGGAUGGGAUGUCGGUGGAUUAUCUCUAAACGCUGGUGACUGUGCGGUGGCGAACAGUAAGUUAAGACUUAUAUUAGUUCUUAGCAGUAAUGGAGACAUCAACCUGGCUCCGUUUCCGUGUCCACCGUCAACUACCGCAAAUGUCACGCGCUGGCUAACCAGACGAAUAGUAAACGCACACCUGACUAGCCACGUCCCACGCACUGAGCCAUCUUGCAGCCGUCCGUUGGUCUUCGGGGAUUUUGCCCUUCGAGGAAAUGUGGUGAUAACCAGCAGUCAAUAUGACGCUGCGAUAUGCCAGUGGCGCGUUCACAAGGAGCUUGCAGAUGUGCAGCCUCAUCCACCUUGUCAGUAUGAUCAGCUCCUUUGUAAGCGACUGCGGGCACUCCAUCUGAAAGAAAUUUAUUUUCCUAUCAAUACGCGAGACGAAAAGAGGCAACAGAAUUUACAAAGAUAUUCCAAUCGUGACAUGUUACACGCGGUAAAAUCACACGAAAGCCAUGAGGGUAUCAUUCAGCGGUCCGAAGCGCCUGAUCUUGCUUUGACAUUGUCGUUUGUCUACGGUUUCAAUCAUCGUAACAUGAGUGUCAAUCAGUCGCUUGCUUGUCUUGGAAACGGGUUGUUCGUAUACGGCGCGGGUUCGCUCCUCAUUGUGAGUCAUGUGCACGCAAUUGGUACUCGACAGCGUAUUGUAACUACAGGGCUUAAAGAUUCCGUGUCCUGUAUCGUUAAACACUCAUUCGAGCCGAUUCUAGCCGUCGGAAGUCGCAGAGACGAACAAGUACUUCUCUUGCGAGUUGAAGAGAUGCUUGCGCCUGGAAAAGGCGACUUUUACCACCAAUUAGCUACACUUGAUUCUCAUUUUCUCCCUUCAAAUGGAAAGAAUGUCCUUAUUGCGGUUGAUUUUAGUAAUGCGAAGGACAGUCGUCGCAAUAUACAAAGCGACUUAGUUGCCGCGAUUUGGAAAUGUACUUUGAGUCACGUACAUACGUUGGCAUUUUAUGCGUGGAAACGACAACUUGUUAUAGCGUACACGUCAAUGACGCGUCAACCAGUGUUAUUUGGUCGAUUUGUCGGCUAUUCAGAAACAGGGGCAGCCUUCGUUAGUGGAGGAAUCGACCACGUCACAUUUUGGAGUUUAGAGUCGGGCACAGGGUAUGUGUCCGCUCAGCAAGGCAUUUUUGGACGUCAUGCUGUCGUAAGGACGAUCACAUGUGCUGUUUACGUGGCUCCUUUUGUCAUCACUGGAGUAGAAGAUGGCUCAAUUGUUUUAUGGGAAAAUAAUGUCGCAGCUUACACCGCUCGCUCAUCGAGUACCAUGGAUGGAAACGGAGUUGUAGCAUUGGAGCAUAUUCCAGCGUCUCGAGUGGUACUGGAGGCCCUACGCAAUGGCUCGUUGGCAGUUUGGCGGUAUACAACGUCUCAACGAUUGACAAAAGGAGCUAUUGAGUCAAGAAGCCAAAUUCGAGCCAGCACCUUCUUGAACCUCACUCGAGUUGUAUCGGUGUUAGACGGUAAGAGCAAUGACACGCAUGUGUGCGGAAUGAGUUUAUUGGAUGAUGGUGCUAUAGCCUGUUUUGAUUUAAGUACUGAUGAAAUUGUCUCUGUUGAUCUGGAUUCAAUACUCGACGACAAAGCGCCAGAGGUCCCGGGUUUAACUAUACCGCCUAAAGUCAGCAACAAAGGAAAAGAAGUCUUAAACUUUAGCCCUGAGAUUAUUGAUAUUGCACUUCAUCCGCGAGACUUCCUUUGGGCAUCUGCCUCCGCUGAUGGUCGUGUAUCUGUGUGGAGCCUUCGUGCAACUACCCUUUUACAGCAGCAAUCAGUGCGUAGCCCGCCACGUUCACUAGCCUGGAGUUCGACCGGAGAACACCUCGCAGUGUCUCUCUCGAAUGGUAAAGUAUUUAUUUUCCAUGGCACGACGCUAGAGAAGGUACUUGAAUUUACUUGUGGUGACCCGGAGAACGCAUCUGCAAAUUCAAAUUGGUGCAGUAUUCUGAAAUACUCGCCAGCUUUCAGUCACAACGGGUCAGCUGUUUCUCGUAGCUGGUUGGCAUUAGCCUGUCGAGACUUCGUCAUAUACGUUUACGCCUGGGAGUCGACGGAAUCGUCACCACCUUCUUUGACUUUGCAACACAAUUUUGUUGGCCACACAGCGCCGAUCGAGGCUUUGGACUUUUCAUUUGAUUGUCGUUUUUUGCAGUCUGCAACUUCCAGUAACACCAUGCAGCUUAUGCGCUGGCCUUUACAGAAUGAUCUAUCGUUGAAGGAGGAAAAGUUGGAUGGAACUGCAGUGGAAUGGACUCUUUCAGAUAAUGCGUGGGUAUCAUGGACUGUGACGUUUGCUGGUCCAACUGAAAGACUUGCAGAAUACUGUGGUGUGGACAUGGUGGCGGCAAUUGCGCGCAUCAACAGUGAUACACUGAACAAAGGAGACUUCGAUGGAGCGGUAAACACAAAUAUGUGGGAAUCGCCAUUACCCACGAUGGUGAUCGGACUCGAUAACGGUCAAGUGAUGCUGGCAUGGUAUCCUCUCACGUGUGAGGAUGUCAUGGCUUCAGCCAGUCACGAUCAAUUAAGCAGUGAAGCUGUUGCUGUGACAAAAAAGUGCUUGGGGUGUUUUUCACGCGAAUCAACCAUACUCCGCAUCGGGUUUAGUUUCACAAACGCAUUUGUCGUGGCGCUAGCGCGAGACUCUUACGGUAGUACGCAGGUGGCGGUGUGGAAGACCGACUAUGACGACGAGGUCCGUCUACGGCAACGGUUCGCCUUAAAAACAAAUGCAACGUCAACGAUGGGGUUCAACAGACCUGAUCGAAUCUUAUUCGAACAACGCUUUCAAGCUCAACAGACAAAGAGACCAAUUUCGAGGCAUUUUCCAGAUCGAAAAGAAAGCAAUCACGAAAGGCAUGUGAGACCACAAGUACAAUCAAGUGGCAAUGGGAAUAUGUAUCUCGAAUAUGUUUAUGGAGUAAACACUAGCGCCACGGGCAGUUGCAAUGUCUUCUACGCUGACGAUGCGUGGGAGAUUGUCUAUACAGCCGGGGUUUGUGGCGUUGUAUAUAAUACCAAGACGCAGACACAAUUAAUCAAUUACGAAACAGGAUAUAAAGAGCAUAGAGUCAUCUCGGCGCUAGCAGUACAUCCGAAAGGUAAUUUGGUUGCGUCAGGUGAAUGCCUCGCACGGGCUUGUGGCGUAUCUCAGGCACCCCAAAUCAUAAUCUGGGAUGCAAAUAGCGGCAUUACUGUUCUACGUGUAUUAUCUGAGCACUACCCGGGUAUUUUGCUACUGAGAUUCAGUCCCGAAGGACAUCGACUUGCAUCGAUUGGCAUGGAGUUGGAUCAUACCUUGGCUAUUUACGCCAUUUCAGGUAGCGAAAUUCAAGGCGGUCGACUCUGCGCGACGUUGCUAGUGACGUGUAAAACGUCUAGUCGAAGAGUGUGGAGUUUAAGCUUUGGAGACGAUGAAGACCUGGCAGUUUGCGGGGACCAACACAUUCUCUUCUGGCAGCAAGGGAAAACGAGUUCAAGUGGCGAGGAGACGUGCUCGAAAGGAUUGAAAAGUGGGCUGUUAACAAGCCACAAAGAGUGCGAUCCCCAUGCGUCACUGCUUCAGGUCGUGCACAUGGCUGGCCGGGCGCGAGUGGUGGUGUCCAGUCAAGCAGACGGUAGUAUCUACUUUUGGAAAGACCGCGUCUGUGUGCUUGUUCGUCGUGAUGCACACGGUAAUACCGCCGUUCCAGCUUUAGCCGUGGAUCAUAAGCAUUCGCUGCUUUAUUCAGCAGGAGAUGAUGGACGCAUCUGUGCAUGGAACGCACAGCUCGAACUGGUUCGAAUUGUGGUGGACAUUGCAAAACUCAAUAUUGGCCCACUUCCGCUAAGUAGUACAAAUAUUCAAUCGAUUUGCGUUCGCGACGAACACGUUCUUUUUACUACUGCACAAAGUGAAGUGUGUGAGCUUCUGCCAGUGCAACAGAAGACGCAAGGAUCAAGCGAGAACGAGUGGCGUCUAAACGUCCAUGUUCGUGGUCAUGCUAAUGCUGAAGUGUCUAGUCUGGCCGCUCAUCCGUGUAAAAGCGCGCAGUUUGCAUCGGCCGGUGAUGACGGUACUGUGCGUUUAUGGGAUGCCACAACACGGUCGCUACUAGCGUCCUAUCAAUGGUGUGGUGCUGUAGAGUCCACGAUGGGAGCAGGACGCGAUCAGCGACUUCGUGCAUUGGCAUUUUCCUCUGAUGGCAAAUAUAUAGCCGUUGGUACGGAUAUCGGAGUUGUGCGAGUGCUGACCGCAGCACUUGAUAGUAUUGUAACCCAAUGGAGUUGCUGGCAAGAUCAGCAUCAAAGUCACGCAAUUUUAGCGUUGCAGUAUUCAAAUGAUGGCAAGCUGCUGGUAGUGGCGUCUCAAGACGGCACGAUCCACACGUACGAUGCUACCAGUUACCGCCGAAUUAUGAGAGUGCGAGGAUCGACACUGAACUUAAAUACAAUUCAACUUGACUUUGCUCGUAACAAACCAAUACUUCGUGUGCAAUAUAACGGUUUGCAACUUCAAUACUGGCAACUUGGCUCAUGGGAAGAAUUGUCAUUCGUUCAAGUCCAAGAUGCUCACUGGGAGUCGAUGCGUUAUCCGUCUUUGAUUAAUAAUACAAUGAACGAAGACUUUGACGGCACGGUUUUAGUGGAAGGCACUUCCAUUUCUUUAGUCAAAAACUGGGCUGUUACCAAGAAUGAAAUGUAUCUGCUUUCUUCUGCUGGCGUCGACGGUGUCAUGUACCAGUUUCGCUUGUUACCUCGUUCAACUACAGUACGAUAUUCAACAAAAUAA